CUCACUGACCUCUUGUCCAUCUUGGAAGGUAUCGCUGGCUCCAAGUUGACGUCGCUGGAAGACGGGAUCUCUCCCUCAAACAUGUCUAAUUUUGGCGGCAACGACGAGAAAGUAGACCCAGUCCUGCGGCAGAUGAUUCAAGAGGAACAGGUAAAGGCGCAGUUCCAGGCUCAGGUCCACAACUUUACCGACAAGUGCUGGGACACGUGCGUGGCGGACUCUCGCCUGGGGAACAAGCUGGACUACAGGACAGAGGCGUGCCUGCAGAAUUGUGUGGAGAGGUUCCUGGACACAACAAUCUCUGUAACCAACAGGUUCACUCAGCUGCUGCAGAGGGGCGCUACAGGCGGCAUGCACUGAGGAAGGGAAGGAGAUACAGACACAGAUACAGAAGACCGCCCCCUCCCCAACUCUACAUACUCAGCAUCAUAUUCCCUUGCCUUGUGUAUAACAACUUUGUUUACUGAAAAAGUACCACAUACCGGGGAUACUGCUCAGUAGAACAAAACAUGUUUUUCUUCUUCUGCAGUGUACGUUUUUGACAUGAUUUUGUUUGAGGACAGCAUACACUGAGCUGAGAGACA
Molecule: messenger RNA, 584 nt
Organism: Branchiostoma floridae (Florida lancelet)
Lineage: Eukaryota; Metazoa; Chordata; Leptocardii; Amphioxiformes; Branchiostomatidae
Product: mitochondrial import inner membrane translocase subunit Tim8 B-like
Exons: 1
Coding region: 82-360 (92 amino acids)
Source: RefSeq, a predicted model, not a curated record